Panicum virgatum (switchgrass) is the source of this 856-nucleotide messenger RNA. Its product is annotated as keratin-associated protein 21-1-like. The transcript has 3 exons. Bases 63 to 467 code for a protein of 134 amino acids. The record is from RefSeq and is a predicted model, not a curated record. NCBI's taxonomy places the organism in Eukaryota, Viridiplantae, Streptophyta, Magnoliopsida, Poales, Poaceae.
GAGGGUGGGGGGCGUGCGCACCGAGCGAGAGGGCGAAGGAGCGAGGUGGGGACUGGGGAGAGAUGCCUGGCGGCAGGAGGAGGGGCCCCCUGUGGAGCCUCCCGGUGGCGAGGUCGGAUGCGCUCGGCAAGCUGGGCCCCGCCUUCGGCAUCGGCGCCGGCUGCGGCGUGGGCGUCGGCUUCGGCCUCCUCGGAGGUGCAGGGAUUGGAGCUGGAUUCCCUGGUUUACAAUUGGGAUUUGGAGCUGGUGCCGGAUGUGGAAUAGGAAUAGGUUUUGGUUAUGGUUUUGGAAAAGGCGUUGCAUAUGAUGAAAGCGGGAGAUAUUCAAACAUCAGGAGACCACUCCAGAACUCCAGAAGCCUUGCUUACGACGAGCAGUUUGACAUCAUGUUCGAUGAACUGAUGGAGAGCACCAGGAAGCUGAUCAAAGCAACAUCGAAGGAGAUCGACAAGUGGAGGCGGAUGUAGGGCAAGCAGCAUACUACAUAGGAACUGCAUAUAUAUUCAGAACCAAAAGUCCUCGGAGGCGCACCGCACGUGCCCCUGUGGGAACUGAACUGACCUUUUUUGCUCGCUCGCUGUUAGCAGCGAAUAUUUUCAGCGAUUCAUGAGAUACGCUGCCCGAUACUCUCGGCCUGUUUGAUGCUCAGAACGGAUUACUUUUUCAGCCAUGUGCUGGGAUGCGAACACCAUGUGAUGGCGACGGCCGCCUGGGAUUUGAAAUAUCACCCACGACGUCGCCGUCGACGCCCUUGUGCGCUUCUGGAGAGCGCUAUUUUUUGUAUCGAAAUAUAUCAAAUAUCUGGCCGGGCCUGUAUUUUUUUUAAUCUGCGCCCAUGUGUUGACUGGAGCAGGCA